Molecule: messenger RNA, 523 nt
Organism: Empidonax traillii (willow flycatcher)
Lineage: Eukaryota; Metazoa; Chordata; Aves; Passeriformes; Tyrannidae
Product: transthyretin-like
Exons: 4
Coding region: 19-462 (147 amino acids)
Biological process (GO): purine nucleobase metabolic process
Molecular function (GO): thyroid hormone binding
Source: RefSeq, a predicted model, not a curated record
UUUGUAGUGGUAGGCAAAAUGGCUUUUUCUUCUGUAUUUCUUGUUUUCUUAGCUGGCCUGAUAUUUUGCUCUGAAGCUUCAUCAUCGGACUCUCCCGACGCCAAGCAUCCUCUUUACAUAAGAGUUCUGGAUUCACUCCGAGGAACUCCAGCUUCAAAUAUUCCAGUUAAGUUAUAUAAAGAAGCCGCAGAUGGAUCUUGGGAACUGUUAAAUUCAAAACAAACCAAUGACAAAGGAGGUCUCCCUGAGCUUACAACUAAAGAACAAUUUGGAGCAGGGAUAUACAAGGUAGAGUUAGACACGACCUCUUACUGGAAGAACAUGGGUUUGAAUGGCUUCCAACCCCAUGUUGAUGUGGUGUUCCCAGCUAAUGAUGCUGGUUAUCGACAUUACUCCGUUGUUUUUGUCCUUAGUCCCUUUUCUACCUCAACUACAGCAGUUGUUAGUGAGCCAGUGGAAUAGAAGCUGACAUUAAUCAUGAAAAUUCAGAUAUGUGAAUUAAAACUUCCAUAAAUGAUAAAAA